AUGGUGACCGCGAUGUCUUUCCCUUAUAUUCGACCACGCCGGUCCCCCAGCUACAGGAAAAAAGGGCCACAUCGGCCGCCUCCGUUGAAGCUACAAACAACAUUCUUUAAAUCGGAACAGCAGAAGGCAAAGAAUAAGAAAGCUAGCAUCGUCGAGCCGACCCUCAAAGCCGUGCGCGGCAGCGACUUCGGUUUAUUUGAUCUCAAAGAAGGAAAGGAAGAAACGGAUCUGCCAUUGAGGAAGACAGCAGUGUCUGAAUUGGAGCCAUCAGGCAACGGAGAACCGUUGUUAACUCCUACAGCCCUGGAUAAGCCAGUUGAGAAGAGCAACAGCUUGAAGAUGGAGGAUACAUAUACACGAGAGGUCUCUCCACAGGCUUCACUUCGCUUAAAAACUCACCUGAACGACGCCUCCAGCGAUUCAGAUAUUUCUCCUAUAUCUGAUGAUCGACCUCCCGUACGUCGUGGCAGUGGCCUCCGCCGAUUCUUCCCCGAACUCUCGACCAAUGUCGACCUGAUUUCCCCGGUUAGUGCUGGUAAAAAUAAGAAGCAGGUGGCACGCUUGUCCAUCCUGGAGAGCGAACUGGAGGAGCGAGUGCAAAAUCUAUGCAAGAGCCCUCAGGAUGAAGAGGAGAGCGAUAUUGCGGAGCAGAAAACCAGCUCAUCUUCGGGGUCAGAUGGCAUCUUUGAUUGCGCGUCCUCUUGCUACAGUCGACGGAGUUCAUUGUCCAGCGUGAACGAAGAUCAUUUGGACGACAUGGAGAAAUGCCCUAUGUCUGCAGAUGCCUAUUCAAUCAUUUCACCUGCCGCAGCAGGUGUUUUUGACGAUUCAGCAUCAGUCUGUCCGUCGCGAGCGGCGUCCAUAAAAUCGAGACUCCAAGUGCCAACCCCUGUAAAAAACAGAGUAGGAGCUCACUCAGCGAGAGGCACAUAUUCACCACAGUGCAACUCGGUUGUUUCAAUUAAUACAACAACUACUAUGAACGAUCUGAAGAACAAGCCCCUACCUCUCGAGCCCACUUCCGAUGCCGACAUCGCGCCCAGUCCAUUAGUAGUGGGCCGUCACAAUCGUUCAAACUUGCAACAGCGAACGACUCCUACCAGCAACCCACACUCGCCAUACUCACAAUCAUCCCCGAGUCGCUCUCACCUCGCCGUUCAACGCUCGACCACGACUAUGAAAUCAGGGUCGCCAAGCCACGGUUGUCACUCUUGUGGCGGACAUUCUGCGAGACCGCGUAAGACCAAUCGUUCACAAUGGGCCGAUCGCCUGGAGAAUGGCAAACCUCACAUUCGUCAGCUACCUUCCUUGGAAAGGGCGGCGGAGGAACUGGAGGACGUUCUAGCUGAUUUGCAGAAACAUGGUUCGAAGCAAAGGACACUUCUAAUACUUGAUGGACCUCUGCAAGUCAGCCGCCACAAUGGGGAUCUUGUAGCUACACGCCCAGCGCCUCUGCCACCAUCGACGAAGCCUCACUCGAAGAUCCAUCCCUCACCGUCGUUGGAUUUAUUGCGAUCGAGCAAGUCGAACAAGUCGAGCAAGUCAACCAAAUCGAAAAAGCCCGAGAAGCCUGAGAAGCCCGAGAAGCCGAAACGGUCCGGCAAAGUUCAAAGAGACAUCCGGCCUUUAAAUCUAGCUGCUAUCCCUGAGAGUGAACUUAAAAAGGAUGACAAGAGCCAAAACAAAGGCCAUCAGAAGAGCAGAAGUCUCGAUUGUCAGCCUGUCAGCCAGAGCACUGAUAGGAGUGCGGGGCCGGAAAUUGAAGCUGCGACCAAAGCCGAAGAAGUCAAGAAGGGAAAGCCAUUAAAGAAAUCCUUCACCUUCUCGAUGAAAUCAUUCAAGCGCAGCAAACCAGCACGAUUGGCGGGCGCCCCCUUGCUCACCUCCAGCCUAUCGUCGCCCUCGGACUCCUCGCUUGACCCACCAGACGAGCCCUCGUGCCUCCAGUCGUCGCUCUCCGAUCCUACCCUGGCUGACGAAGACUCAGGUCCGACCAAACGGUCCGAUCUACUUCUGCAAUUACCUCGUCUUCAGACACACGACCUUGGAUUAGACAGUGUUUGCGACCGCAUGGAAGUGGCCGGCCAAGGGGUCGCCCAGUCUACCAGGGGCAACCCCGACGCCAGCCCCCAAGAACGUCCUGAAAAAAGCCCCCAAAAGAGCCCCACCAACUCCGCCUCCUCCAAGGGGGAACCUCAGAGUCAAGGGCAGGAAAGGUUUACGCCUCCCGAAGAAAAGAUCGUGGUUGAACCGGCCAUGAAAGUACCCGAAAUGACACGACAUACAUACGCCUUUGUCUCAACAGCGCAGGCGAGUAGCGUGCAACUGCCCUCGGAUCAAGUGUAUGAACUCGCUGCGACACCUCCAUCGCCCACUUCGACCUUGCCGGUAUUUGGUGCGAGACAGCUCGUCGAGGCCAAUGUCAAUUUUCCACCAGACUUUCCAUUGCGCCUAACCAUGGCUAUAAUGGAAAAAAUCGACUCACUAGACGACCUUUUUAAUCUUGUUCUGGUUGACAAGCGAUUCUACUCUAUUUUCAAAAAGCACGAACUGCCCUUGAUUAAAAAUGCACUUUUCAAGAUGUCCCCACCAGCAUGGGAGCUACGAGAAAUGUCUCCGCCAUGGGCGACCGAGACACAAUUGCUGGAGCCAGACUCUCGGGUGCCCGAGUACACGUCUUCACUUUACCUUGAUCGGUAUGCUCAGGACAUUUAUACCCUUGCAAAGCUCAAGGCUAUGAUUCUUGUACGAUGUUCACCAUUCCUACGCCGCGAUACUAUUCGCGGCCUUUCAGGAAUGGAUAUCGAUCGUGCCGAGGAGGUUGAUGACGCAUUCUGGCGGAUUUGGACCUUCUGUCGUCUCUUUGGAAGCAACAAAGGCCGCGAGAAUGAUCUCGAGGGCCAGGUUGACUGGCUACGAGGCGGUGCCAAAGCUAGAGGCUAUAUUGGUGCGUCGGGAUGUAUGACGGAGCCUUUUGGCCUAGGACAUGCUCUCUUCGAACCGCCCGAGGGCUUCGGCAGAGGUAAUGGUCUUGGUCUAUCCCCGAGGCAACUGUAUGAUAUGACGGAGAUCUGGACGUGUAUGGGUGUUUUAUUGCAGCCUCUUCAUGGAAAAUGCAUUGAAGCUAGGAGAGUUGGCAUCUAUGAAGGCAUGGAUGUUCCAACCGAUGAUCCCGCGCUGGAAGAGCAAGUUCUUGAGGAAUGGACGUCUUUUGUCUUGACAAUCGGUCUUUCUGCCGUCCUGGGUCUUAGCUCUCUCGCCCCAGCAGAGGCCACAGCUGCUUUCUUCAACAAGGCUCAAUCCUCCGGAUUGACCAAGUGGGCACCGACCGAGACAGAAACAAGUCGUUCCUCAUUUCUGAAGGAAGCCGUAUCUCGUGUGUACGAGGAUCACGAACGUUCUAUCACGGAUGGAGAUGGAAGUCCAAUGGAUUCUUCAGCUGAAAUCCAAACCCAACUAGAACGUGAACAGCGUCACGCAGACUACAAGCAGGAGCUCCGUGCCCGACGAGCUCGUGGCCGUGAACUGGGAACUGGAUUUUCGGAAGAGCGACCCAUGUCCGAAUUCAGCAACAUCGUCCAUAACCUCGACGGGGCAGACCCAAAUGCACCUCCAGUCCCAGCUCUCCCCUCCCUGAUGCUCGACCGCGCUUCUACAUCAACGUCUAGCACAGCUCCACCUCCUCGCACACCAACUCGAUCUCUGUCGCCGCCACUUCCAGCAUUUGACCUGGACGUUCCGUUCCACCCUCAAUCACGCAGUCCGCCAAUGCAACACCCCCCAACCCUCUUCCCAUCUCCGCAGCAACACCCCAUACCGGUUAUACCCACACCUUUAUUCUCUCAGCCCUCUCUUCCGCCACAAGUUCAAGACCCAGUUGACCGUGCAAUCGACCACAUGGUCAAUGACCUCGGCUUUGACCCUGAUGACGUGAAAUGGGCUCUUAAAAUCACCGAUACUGGCGAGGGAAUCGACGUCGAAGCUGCUGAAUCUCUAUUGAACCAGCAGAAGCAGAAGAAGAAAAAGCCUUUCGGUCGCAAGGAAAGUCUUUUCCGCUCUGUGAUGAAGCGUCAGCGUUCAACGGACUCGGGUUGGCGCUUUGCUUAG
This is a messenger RNA of Penicillium waksmanii, 4107 nucleotides long. RefSeq lists its product as uncharacterized. The transcript has 2 exons. The record is from RefSeq and is a predicted model, not a curated record. The coding region runs from base 1 to 4107 and encodes 1368 amino acids. NCBI's taxonomy places the organism in Eukaryota, Fungi, Ascomycota, Eurotiomycetes, Eurotiales, Aspergillaceae.